Messenger RNA from Malassezia japonica, 2298 nucleotides. It is a transcript of the gene RIX7, whose product is annotated as Ribosome biogenesis ATPase rix7. Gene Ontology annotation, cellular component: nucleus. The transcript is spliced from 2 exons. NCBI's taxonomy places the organism in Eukaryota, Fungi, Basidiomycota, Malasseziomycetes, Malasseziales, Malasseziaceae. The record is from RefSeq and is a predicted model, not a curated record. Gene Ontology annotation, molecular function: preribosome binding; ATP hydrolysis activity; RNA binding. The coding region runs from base 1 to 2298 and encodes 765 amino acids. Gene Ontology annotation, biological process: ribosome biogenesis.
AUGAACGCUUCGAUCACGGGUGCGUGGGCGAAGCAGCGGCAGCUGUCGCUCAACUCGCCGGUGCCGCCGUCGAAGUCGGCCGCGGCCGCGGCGGCUGCGCGCGCGGCGAAAGGCGAGGACGGCGGCGAAGCCGGCCCGUCGUCGCGCGCGGCCGAGCCCAAGACGACCAAGCGCAAGUCGCGCUCCUCGCGCACCGACUCGACCAAGCGUGGGCGCACGUCAAAGAAUGCGCGUACGACUUCGGACGAGUACGAUGCGCCGACGACGCGCCUGCGCGACAUUGGUGGUGCCGAGUCGGCGAUUGAGAAGGCGCUCGAGCUCGUGGCAAUGCCGCUGUGCCACCCCGAGAUUUAUCUCCAUACCGGUGUGACGCCCCCGCGCGGCGUGCUCUUCCACGGCCCGCCGGGAUGCGGCAAGACAAUGAUGGCCGGCGCACUUGCAGGUGAACUCGGUGUGCCAUUCUUGUCAGUCAGUGCCCCGAGCAUCGUGUCCGGCACGUCGGGCGAGUCGGAAAAGGCGCUGCGUGAUACCUUUGACGAGGCGCAAAAGAUUGCGCCGUGCAUCCUUUUUAUCGACGAGAUCGACGCCAUCACGCCCAAGCGCGAGACGGCGCAGCGCGAAAUGGAGCGCCGGAUCGUCGCACAGCUGCUCACCUGCAUGGACGGCCUCGCGUGGGAGAAGGGCGACGGCCGCCCCGUCAUGAUCCUCGGCGCGACGAACCGCCCCGACUCGCUCGACCCCGCGCUGCGCCGUGCCGGACGCUUUGACCACGAGAUUGCGAUGAGUGUGCCGAACGAGGAUGGGCGCGAGCAGAUCCUGCAGGUGCUCUGCUCCAAGUUGCGAGUCGCGGGCGACUUCAACUUGCGGUACCUCGCGAAGCGCACGCCGGGCUAUGUCGGUGCGGACCUCACGUCGCUCACGGCCGCGGCCGGCAUCAUUGCCGUGAAGCGCAUCUUUCAGGACCUGAGCAACGAGCCGGCGCCGCUGCAGAUCACCGAGGUGCACGAGUCGGUCGAGAUGCAGUGCGACGGCGACGAGGUCAAGGCCGAGGUGGCCACGACCGAGGCGCAGGCAGAGACACCCGAAGCGCCGGCGGACGCCCCCACCGAGGCCCCCACCGAGGCCCCCACCGAGGCCCCCACCGAGGCCGAGGCGCCUGCCGAGCCAGCGAGCGCCGAGCAGGCGCUUUCCGAGCCGUCCAAGGCGGUGAUUGCGAACCCCGACUUUUUCGAGGCGCUGCCCGAAAAUGUGCGGCGCUCGUCGAUCGCCGCGUUCCUCGAACGCUUCCCCGACCCGCUGCCCGAGUGGCAGCUUGAGCGCCUGGCCAUCACGAACCAAGACUUUUUGGAAGCGCUCGACGUGGUGCAGCCCUCGUCGAAGCGCGAGGGCUUUGCGACGGUGCCCGAUGUGACGUGGGAGGAUAUCGGUGCCUUGCACCAUAUUCGCGAGGAGCUGAGUAUGGCCGUCGUGCAGCCGAUCCGGCGCCCCGAGCUGUUCCACGCGCUCGGUGUCGACGCGAGCUCCGGCGUGCUCCUCUGGGGCCCGCCCGGGUGCGGCAAGACGCUCCUUGCAAAGGCCGUCGCGAACGAGAGCCGUGCCAACUUUAUCAGCGUUAAAGGCCCGGAGCUGCUGAACAAGUACGUCGGUGAGAGUGAAAAGGCCGUGCGCCAGGUCUUUGCACGCGCGCGCGCCUCGUCGCCGUGUGUCAUCUUCUUUGACGAGCUCGACGCGCUGGUGCCGCGGCGUGACGAUUCGCUGUCCGAGUCGUCGGCGCGCGUCGUGAAUACGCUCCUGACGGAGCUCGACGGUCUCGAGUCGCGUGUACAGACCUAUGUGAUUGCGGCAACCAACCGCCCCGACAUGAUCGACCCUGCCAUGUGCCGCCCCGGCCGCCUGGACAAGCUGCUCUACGUGGAUCUGCCGAGCGCCUCGGAGCGUUUCGAUAUUCUGCGCACGCUCACGAAAAAGACGCCGCUCGCGCACGAGGCCGACGCCGACGCGACCCGGCACACGGUCGACCUCGAGGUCGUUGCAAACGACGCCCGCGCCGAAGGGUACAGCGGUGCGGACCUCGCCGCGCUCGUGCGCGAGGCCGCCGUCACGGCGCUGCGCGAAAAGAUCGUGUCCCCGAUGCACUACGGCGACGACGCACCCCCCACCGAGCGUGUGUGCAUUUUCCAGCACCACUUCCUCCAGGCCUUUGACCGUGUGCUCCCCAGUGUGAACCGCGAGCAGCGCAAGAAGUACGAGCUGCUGCGCGGCCGCCUCGCCACCGGCGCCGCCGUGCGGGGUUCGUAG